This is a messenger RNA of Malaya genurostris, 984 nucleotides long. Its product is annotated as cuticle protein 21-like. Gene Ontology annotation, cellular component: extracellular matrix. Bases 123 to 767 code for a protein of 214 amino acids. The record is from RefSeq and is a predicted model, not a curated record. NCBI's taxonomy places the organism in Eukaryota, Metazoa, Arthropoda, Insecta, Diptera, Culicidae. The transcript is spliced from 4 exons.
UCUGAGGUAUAUAAAGUGCGUGCAUUGCACCGAAAUGGUAUCAAAGUUUAGUAAACCUUACAAGUUUAAACACACUUCGAACUCUCCAGUAGUCCCUGCUGUCAACCAACUUACCGACAACAAUGUUCUCCAAGGUAUUCGUUCUGCUCGCUGCCGUCACAGUUGGUGUCAACUCGGUGGCAAUUGGCGUUGCCGCCCCAGCUGCCAUUGUGAAGACCGAAGAAUACGACGCACAUCCGCAGUACAGCUUCUCGUACGACGUUCAGGAUUCGCUUACCGGCGACAACAAGCAGCAGCACGAAAGCCGCGACGGAGAUGUUGUGCAGGGACAGUACUCUCUGGUUGAACCCGAUGGCACCCGCCGUACCGUGGACUACACUGCCGAUCCCAUCAAUGGAUUCAAUGCUGUCGUGUCCAAGUCCGCCGAUGCCGCCAUCGUUAAGACCGUUGCUGCCGCUCCCGUUGUGAAGACCAUUGCCGCCGCUCCGGCGUACGUUGCCCAUGCUGCCCCGGCCUACUCUGUUGCCCACGCUGCCCCGGCCUACUCCGUUGCCCAUGCCCCAGCCUACUCUGUUGCCCAUGCUGCCCCGGCGUACUCCGUUGCCCAUGCCCCGGCCUACUCCGUUGCACAUGCUCCAGCAUACUCCGUAGCUCAUGCACCUGCUCUGGCUUACGCUCAUGCUCCUUCGGUAGCCUACCACGCACCUGCCGCGGCCCUCGUUCACCACGAACCCCUGCUGGCUCACUCGGCUGUGUAUCAUCGUUAAACAAUCGUCGAUUCAAACGCAUCAUCGUCACGAACUUAGCGGCAUUUUAAAAGGACUCGAAUCCGGAACAAACUCUACAAUCGUAGGUUUUCAACAAUGACUCAAAUUUGUUCUGUUUUGUAGAUACACACACAUACACACUGGUUGCAACAUAAGAUGAGAUUAUCGUGUAAAGUAUUUCUAUUGUACUGUUAGUCAAUAAAUAAGUUAAACUAAA